ACCAAAGGUGCAGGUGGUGAAAGAUAACAAACAUAUGACAAUGUCUCGAAAUUAAGAGGCACCACCACACAUACACACACACUCUCUCUCUCUAGUAGGUUUGUGUUUUUAAAAUCAAUAUUUUUGUUGGAUUCUCAUGUGAAAUAAAACUUGAUGGGUGAUAGGAAACAAACACACAUACGUCAUCAUCAUCCUUAAUUUCUAUUUCUCCUUCUUCUUCAUCAUCAAUAUCAAUCUCAUCUUCCACUACUCCUCCCCUCUAACAAUAAGCAGCAUCUCUAUAAUCCCUAAGAUUCACAAUGGAGCUUGGAGGAAAAUGCAAUGCAAUUACAACCACAACAAUGAUCUCAACAGAAGUAAAGCCACAUACGGAUCCGGAACCAGAAGCCAAACCCGAAUCAGAUCCAUCCAUGGCUUUAUUCCCGAUCAAGAAAGAAAACCAAAAACCAAAGACACGUGUCGACCAAGGAGCUAAGUACCGGGAAUGUCAGAAGAACCACGCGGCCUCAACCGGAGGACACGUGGUGGACGGAUGCUGCGAGUUCAUGGCCGGCGGAGAAGAAGGUACACUCGGUGCUUUAAAAUGCGCCGCCUGUAACUGUCACCGGAGCUUCCACCGGAAAGAAGUGUACGGACACAGGAACAGUAAACAAGAUCAUCAGCUGAUGAUAACUCCGGCGUUUUACAGCAGUAACAGCUCGUACAAGCCACGUGUAAUGCAUCCAACGGGUGAGAUUGGACGGAGGACUUCAUCUUCAAGCGAGGAUAUGAAGAAGAUUCUGAGUCAUCGUAACCAAAACGUUGAUGGGAAAAGUUUGAUGAUGAUGAUGAUGAGGAAGAAGAAGAGAGUGAGGACAAAGAUCAAUGAAGAACAAAAGGAGAAGAUGAAGGAAUUUGCAGAGAGAUUAGGGUGGAGGAUGCAGAAGAAAGAUGAAGAAGAGAUUGAUAAGUUUUGUAGGAUGGUGAAUCUGAGGAGACAAGUUUUUAAGGUUUGGAUGCAUAAUAACAAGCAAGCAAUGAAGAGAAACAAUAGUAACAUUAGUGAAUAGUUUGAUGAUCUGAUAAAAGUGAAAUAAAUUUUUACAAUCCUGUUUUGCUUUUAUAUAUAAUUUUUGCCCUUCAAAUUAUUCAAAAUCUUGAGUAUAAAUCUGUGGAAUCUUGUAUGUUUUGAUUGUUUUAUAUUGUAUCUGGGAUUAUUUUUUUCUUUUACUUAAUUUGUGGUUGAACAAAGUGAUAAAAUUGGACCUUCAAAUAAAGAGGGAAAAA
Arabidopsis thaliana (thale cress) is the source of this 1266-nucleotide messenger RNA. It is a transcript of the gene HB28, whose product is annotated as homeobox protein 28. The record is from RefSeq and is marked reviewed. Gene Ontology annotation, molecular function: DNA binding. Gene Ontology annotation, cellular component: nucleus. Lineage: Eukaryota; Viridiplantae; Streptophyta; Magnoliopsida; Brassicales; Brassicaceae. The coding region runs from base 300 to 1049 and encodes 249 amino acids. The transcript has 2 exons.